Molecule: messenger RNA, 1089 nt
Organism: Lingula anatina
Lineage: Eukaryota; Metazoa; Brachiopoda; Lingulata; Lingulida; Lingulidae
Source: RefSeq, a predicted model, not a curated record
CUCUGUGAUGCUCCCGGCAUGCAUACAGAUUUUUAUAAAAUUUUUUGGUAUUUUCUAGUAUCUUCCCCUGGUUAACAAUAAUUGUGCCAUCGUCUAGCUGAAUUCUUGGAAUCAGUUUAUUGGUAAAAUUUCUCGAUUCUAGACCACAAAAAUAUUUAGUCGGUUUUUCGCCUUCCUCCACCCACUUAGCUCUGGAUCUAAUAAAUGCGCCUUGUAAUUUUUCUUUUCGUACUUCCUCCAAUUCUUUUUGCUUUUGUCUUAAAGUCUGAAUAUUGGCCUCGCAAGUUAUAUUUUCUAAAAGUUCAAUUUCCUUCUUUUCUAUUUCUGACUUUUUCGUACGGAGAAACAAUACUAGGACACAAUGUUUACUAUCAGUAACAAACUGGCGAAGAAAAAACAAAAUGACAGAACGAUGGAUACUCCGGAUUUGCAGAUUGACAAGAGACAAAGACAUGAAUCAAAUCCCUCACCGGGAAAUAAUGACAUAGCAAAGAAACUCAGGAUGGGCAGCCCACUAUGCCUUGAAGACUACACAAGCGCAAACGAACAUUCAGGCGAAAUCAGCCCAGAUGACACCUCACCAUCUAUAGAAGAAACUCAGCUCUCUAUUCCAAACCCAAGACAUUCAGUAAAGAUUGACCGGAUUCAUAGAGUGGGACCACAGAACAAACAGGGAAAAAUAAGGCCUAUUAUCGCCAAAUUCAACCCCUACAAAGGUAGAAUGCUUGUCAUGAACAGCGCCUACAGGCUUAGGGGUAAGAAAAAUUCAGCUGGUCUCCACUACGGCAUCUCAGAACAAUUUCCGCAUGAAAUUGAGCGACGACGCAAGGAGUUGUACCCAGUCCUGAAGAGAGCCAAGGCCGCAGGGGACAAAACCGCUAAAUUGAUAGUGGACAAACUCAAAGUACGAGUGAAUGGGACGCAACGAAUCAUCAAAGAUCCUAGCGAAAUACCCGAAGGCGCUUCGUUUGGGUAAUUACUGUGCACUUCAUCUAUUUCAUGGUAACAUUGGAGUAGUUGUGAUGAGUUGCGUAAUGUACACGGUGGAGAUGACUUACUUUCAGAAGUAAGCCAACGUGGAAGGACAUG